Messenger RNA from Microsporum canis CBS 113480, 390 nucleotides. RefSeq names its product guanyl-specific ribonuclease F1. Gene Ontology annotation, molecular function: RNA nuclease activity; RNA binding. The transcript is spliced from 2 exons. The record is from RefSeq and is a predicted model, not a curated record. NCBI's taxonomy places the organism in Eukaryota, Fungi, Ascomycota, Eurotiomycetes, Onygenales, Arthrodermataceae. Bases 1 to 390 code for a protein of 129 amino acids.
AUGAAGUUCCUCGCCCUCUUGUCCCUCGUGGCCGCCGCCACUGCUGCCCCAGCUGCCCUCGAGGCCAGAGGUGCCACCACCUGCGGCAGCACCAGCUACUCUGCCAGCCAGGUCACCGCUGCCAGCAACGCUGCUUGCGGAUACGUCCAGAACGGAGGCACCGCCGGUGGCUCUACCUACCCCCACGAGUACCACAACUAUGAGGGCUUCUACUUCCACGGUCUUAGUGGUCCCUUCUACGAGUUCCCCCUCCGCACUUCUGGUGUCUACACUGGUGGUUCUCCCGGUCCUGACCGUGUCAUCAUCACUGGCAGCUGCCAGCAGGCUGGUCAGAUCACUCACACUGGUGCUAGCGGCAACAACUUCGUUGCCUGCUCUGGUACCAGCUAA